AUGCUUUUUAAAAAACGAAAAUCUAACCAAUCUGGUCCUGCAACUCCCUCACCACCAAAGAUGAAGAAAUCAAGAAGUGCUCGAGAUUUGUUUCAUAAAUUAUCCAAAACUCCUAAACUAACACCACCAUCAUCAUCAUCAACAGCAGCAGCAGCAAUUCAUGAUCCAAUUCCAUUAACUCCUAAACAACAAACAGUUGAAGAAGUGUUAUUAACAAAUAUAAUUAAUGGUCGUACUCCAAGACCAGCUCCACCACCUCCAACACGUUCAGCAUUACCUUAUUCAAUUAAUGAUUUUCGACAAAGUUUUCUGCCUCGUUCAUCACGUAAUAUGAGACCAAGAAUAUUGGAUUUUGAAAUAGAUUCAUUGGCAACUUCUACACCUAGAGGAUCUAAUUUUUUAAGACGUGAUGGAGUUAGUGAAUAUACUACUGAUUCAAUUUUUGAUUUUGCUUAUAAAAGUGAAAAUUUUCAUGAUGCUGGUGAUUUUAUUGAUGAUAAAGCAAAAGAUGAUGUACUACAAGAAGAAGAAGAAGAAGAAGUUGAUGAUGUUGAAGAAGAAGAAGAAGAUGACGAUUUUAUGGAUUUAGAUGAUUAUAAAGCAGCAUCUGAUUCUUACUCAAUUACUGAUACUAAUAUUCAAAUAUUUAAAAAAUAUAAUCAUGAACGAAAAUCCCAACAAUUACAAGAAACAAAUACAGAUACAAGUCUAAUAGAUAAUCUUUUAAAUGAUUAUGAAUUUGACCAAACAGUUGAAGAAGUUAAACAAGUUAAACAAGUUAAAGAAAAUAAAGAUAAUUUAGAUCAAGCUGGUCUUGAAUCUAAUGAUGAAUAUAUUAAAAAUUUAGAAAUGAUAUUAAUUCAAGAAAAGCAAAAUUAUAAAAUUAAACAACAACAAAGGGAAAUUAAACAUUUACAAACAUUAUUAGAUUUUCAAAAUGAUUUAAAUCAACAUUUAUUAAAACGAUUAAAUAUCAAAGAUAAUCAUAGUCAUCAUCAUCAUCAUCAUCAUUCUAGAGAUCAAAGAUUAUUACCUCCAUUUCAUGUGAUGAGAAGAAGUAAUUCUCAAAAGGAAGAUCAAGACGAAAAUAUUUCUUUAGUUUCAAGUGAUUCUUUUAUAAUGAGUGAACAAUUUACAAGUUCGAGAUCAACUAGUAUUGAACAACUACGUACUUAA
Messenger RNA from Candida tropicalis MYA-3404, 1176 nucleotides. RefSeq lists its product as uncharacterized. Bases 1 to 1176 code for a protein of 391 amino acids. The transcript has a single exon. The record is from RefSeq and is a predicted model, not a curated record. Lineage: Eukaryota; Fungi; Ascomycota; Pichiomycetes; Serinales; Debaryomycetaceae.